Messenger RNA from Rotaria sp. Silwood2, 1899 nucleotides. NCBI's taxonomy places the organism in Eukaryota, Metazoa, Rotifera, Eurotatoria, Philodinida, Philodinidae. The record is from the annotation of a GenBank genome assembly.
AUGGGAAAUGGUAGCUCGAAAAAGAUUGAUGCACUAGAACAGCAACAAAAAGCACUCAUGAAACAGAAUGCUGAACUGGCACAACGCAUGGCUGAGCAACAAGAAGCACAUAAACAGCAGCAUGAAGCAACGAUUGAACAAAUGGCCCGAUUGUUAUUAGCACUUGCGGAUUCGAAAAAUAAUGAAACAGUUAUACGUAAUGAAAAACGAGACAUUGAAAUUGAAGGUACGACAUACGAAGUUGUUCAAUUUGUUAAUCGAGGUGGUUUUGGUGAAAUUUAUAAAGCAAAAGUAAAAAAUAAAAAUAUGAUGGUUGCUAUUAAAGUUAUGAAAAAUACACCCGGUUUACAAGAUGAAAUUAAAAAUGAAAUUAAUUUUUUACGUUUAACAAAACGAAUUCCUAUUGAUAACCAUCCUAUUAUCGAAUUUUAUGGUAGUAAAUUAACGAACGAAGGUAUUUUUAUUGCAAUGGAAUUAGCUGCUUGUGAUCUUGUUACAUUUUGGAUCAAUAAAGUAUCCGAAGGAGAAGCUCAAGAAAUUAUUGUUAUCGGUAUAAUUAUUAUUAUUUAUACAUUACGUGCGUUAGCAUUUCUCGAGAAAUUGAGUAUUAUUCAUGGUGAUAUAAAACCACAAAAUCUUGUUAUUGUCCCGAGUGAACAGGCUUUCUGUAUUAAAUUAAUCGAUUUUGGUACCGUCGAAAAAUUGAGUACUUUACGUGCUCAACUUACAGUCGAUGCUACCAAAUCUCAUACUCUAUUUUUUGCUUCACCUGAAUUUUUACGACGUGAUUCAAAAAACUUGAUGUCAAGACAUCUUCAUAAAAAAUCGGAUGCAUGGGCAGCUGGUGUUAUGUUUUAUCUUUUAUUUUGUGGUGGAUUACCAUGGAAAGAUCAAUUUGAAUAUGAAAAUUUUUGUAAUGAUCCGAAUGCAAAAGAUGUUGUUGUACCCGAAGAUGGUGGCUAUAAAAUGAUUAUUGAACUUCUAUUAAAGAAGAAUCCUGAUAAACGUUCAAGUGCUGGAGACACAAUUAUGCAAUUAAAAGCACAUCCAGUAUUUGGAAAGAUUGUCGAAUCACUUCAUAAAAAUUUUUGUCCUGUUGAUGAUGUAUGUGAUAUGAAGGUGCCUGAUGAUGUACGACAAGGGUUAAUUAAACUUGCACGACCUGGACAUUAUGCUGAUAGAUCAAGUGCAUCAUCAAGCAGAGAUAAAUCUGGACCACGUCGUUCAUGUCGAUAUGGUCGAGAUUGCUACAGAAAAGAUUCUGAUCAUCGUUCAGACUUCGCACAUCCAGGUGAUUCGGAUUACCAAGGAUCAGGAGCCUCUUCCAGUGGCCAAUCUGGAAAACUGAGAUGUUCUUAUGGAGCUAAAUGCUUUCGUGACUAUAAACACUAUCGUUCAUUAGUUAUCUUCAUUGGUGGUGUAUCCUUGUCAAUUUCGCAUGCUAUUGUACCAACAUGGGAAGCUGAAAUUAUCAAACACUUGACUGAGUUAAAAUUAUUUGAUGAGUCCGAAAAAAGCCAAUUAGGUGAUAAUGAUGAAGCACAACUAGAGAAAAACUCCAAUGAGUCAGUAACAGACAAAGAAGAGGCACUUAGUUUUCGUGGCCGUCGCAUUAAAUCGGACUCUUCGGACAAUCUCUUAGACCGAUUAUCAAUAGCAAAACCAACAAUGGAUACGGUACGAGAUAUUUUAACUCGACGACGUGCUCUUGAUCCAGCCGAAAAACAUAACCUAAUAGCUUAUGUACGCCAUCGAAGAGAGAGUAUUUUUCAACACGUUAUUGGUUACAAUUACGAUGAUAAUUCAAUUGUUGGUGGUCUUUAUACUCGUGUAGGCAUCGGAAGUAAGUUGAACAAAAAAAUAUUAGCCAAUGCUGUACAUCUAAUAAGAUCAUUCUAG